Messenger RNA from Gregarina niphandrodes, 1140 nucleotides. RefSeq names its product eukaryotic translation initiation factor 2A. Gene Ontology annotation, cellular component: cytosolic small ribosomal subunit. Bases 1 to 1140 code for a protein of 379 amino acids. Gene Ontology annotation, biological process: translational initiation. The transcript has 2 exons. Gene Ontology annotation, molecular function: mRNA binding; ribosome binding; translation initiation factor activity. Lineage: Eukaryota; Apicomplexa; Conoidasida; Eugregarinorida; Gregarinidae. The record is from RefSeq and is a predicted model, not a curated record.
AUGGUGUGCGGGUUAGUGAGCAAGACUCCGAUUGGCCGGGCAACGGAGGUGGAGAUGUCCUGGAAUAGGAGUGGAUGUUUCCUGUUAGCCAAGCAGUCUGGUGCUGUGGACGUAACGGGCAAGAGUUACUACGGCACGAGUAAGUUGCAUCUGAUUCAGGUGUCGGUAGCGGCGGGUCAGAAGGAGCCAGUGGAGUUGGGUCAGGUGCGAUCUGUGGCAACGAAUGUGCAGUUCUGGUCCUGGAAUGCGGUUCAGAACAACAGCUUUUUCGUUGGACACGGACCGUUGCCGUGUGUGAUGGAGGUAUGGAACGCAGUGGCAUGCAAGCCGAGUAUAAAGUUGGGUGAGGAGCGGCGGAACUUUUUGCGAUGCUGUCACUCACUGCCACUGCCACCCGCCACGGAGCCGGGUAGCAAGCCAGAUCGGCGUGCCAAGUUGGGGCUAAAUAUGGCGGUCAUUGGCGGCUUCGGAAACUUGCCGGGCGAUGUGGAGGUAUGGGACAUUAGCAAGCAGGAGAUCAUCGGACUCACCAAGCUGCCCUGGACAGUUGACCUAUCCUUCUCACCAGACGCCUAUUGGCUGCUAGCCAGCACCACCACUCCAAGAUUGCGCGUAGAUAACUGUCUCAAAAUCGUCCGUGUCAAUGGGGAACCCGUUUUGGAAAAAGCAUUUGACGAACUCUACCAAGCCGACUGGCGACCUGUACCUGUACAGCAUGCUCGUGCACUCUCCCCCGGACGCGGCGUCUACAAACCCAAGGCGAAUAAUACCCUUGAAGGCCUCUUCAAAACCAAAAAGGAAACCUCCUCUGGCCUCUUCGGACGAGUCAUGACCGGAACCAACGAAAAACGCAGCCUUACUGCUACCCAACUCGGAAGCAAUGCCACCACACAAACCAAGCCCGCACGCACCGUCCCCGGCAUGGUCCCCGGCAUGACCAUACCCGCAAACAACAACAAAGGUAUCGAUGAAGUCGGAAACGACUGGGCUAGGAUGUCGGAGAUGCAGCUGGCGAAACAGGCGGUCAAGUUAAACCGGCAGCUCCACCGGGCGUACGACAUCAGCCAGAAAGCGGCAAUCAAGGCGCAACUGGACGCCAUUACGGCCGAGUGUGUCCGACGUCGCUCUCAGUCGUCUUGA